AUGGGGAGGGAGGGCCGGGCGUGCCUCUGGAGGGUCUGGCGGUCGGGCUGCGCGCUUUCACCUUCGCCACUGGUGCGCCCGCAGACGGCAUGGCUCGCCUUCGCGCAGAGCUCGGCCGCAUGUUCGGGGCGGCUCGCGCGCAUGUGGAGGCCAUGGCCUUCGGAGGCCAGGUCCUGGAGAGCCUCGCGCUGCGCGCAGACGCGGGCGUGGGCAGGGGGCUGCCCUUGUGGAGUGUGCUGGCCUCGCGAGCAGAGGCAGGCCUGCAGUGCCGGCUGGACUGGGACAGCAGCAGGAGCGCGAGGGCGAGGUCGAGCCGAUCCAUGCCUUUCAUGCCUCCCUUGCUCGUCUCGGUGAACGAGGCCUCUCGCUCCUGGUCCCUCCACGGGGCCCUCUGCUCGGAGGUCCCAGUCGUGUCGGCCUCCGCGAGCACUGGAACCGCAGCGGGGUCUGGCGGGAUCAGCGACGCCGGCAGGGUGUACACCGAGGUCCUCCCGUCGGGUGGGCGUGUCACGGUGAAGCCUGCCCGCGCCGUCGCGCAGCAGUUCUGGGGCCUGGCGCGCCUUCUGGCGGGCGGGGCGCACGUGAGGGCAGGGCCGCCAGACGAGGAGGCCAGCCAGGCGAUCCUGGAGUACAGCGGGGCUGCCGACUGGCGGCGGUGGCCCGGCGACCUGGCGGCCCUGGCGCUGCUCAUCGACUUCGCCCGGCAGGCCACGGCCCUGGAGGCGCGGGCCCGGGAGGCCGACGGGCGCGCGGAGCAGGACGCCCAGCCGCUGCCGAGGCUCGAGGCCUGCGCGCUCGGGCGGAUCCGGUGGCGCCUGCCCAUGCCCGCCGGCGACGACGAGCUCUUCGAGCUGGUGGCCAGCGCGAGCCCCGAGAGGGAGGCCCGUGACCCGCCCGCGCCCGCCGCAGGCUCGAGCAGCCGGCCGGGCGCCGCCAGGAAGAAGGCCCUGGUCUGCAGCUUCCGCUGGGCCGCGCCGCGCCAGUCCUUCACGGUGGCCGCCGAGCUCUCGCGGCAGGUCUGCCGCACGCGCGACGUGGCUGCCGCCCUGCGCACGGCGGCCGCGGUCGCGGAGCUGGUGCGGGCCGUCGACGACGUCACCGACGGCCAGGACGGGUGGGUCGCGCACAGCAGCGUCGCAACGGCCAUCUGCGUGGAGUUCAAGGGGCUGGUGGGUGUCAAGGUGCAGUCGGACGGGCCGGGGGUGGUCAGCUGCCACAGGCUCCCCCGCCCGCAGGACGGGGAGCGGCCGCAGCUGGCGGUCGUGCCCAAUUUAGACCUCUUCUUGCGCGUGCUGGGCUCCUGCGGCGGGUCCGCCGCGGCGCCGAGGGCCGCGCUCAGGGACUCCUCCACCAAUAAGGGGGCGCGGCUGGAGUUCGAGCCGGGGACCCUGCGGGCCCGGCUGGCGCCCCUGUGGGGGUACCUCUCGGGCUACUGCCGGCUGCUCCAGCUGUACCUCAUCCUGAAGUCCUCGCACGGCGGCCUCUGGCACGCACUCAGGAAAGGAACGGAAGAUGGACAUGCGCGAGGUGAGGGUGGACGAGCCGCUGAGCCCCGUCGUGCGCUGGGCUGCCCUCGAGUGGUCGCGGGAUCUGCUGGACGCCUUCUGUGCGCUGGAACUGGUCUCCAGGCGCUGCCAGGAGGACGUCGUCCGGCUGCAGAAGCGCGCCCGCUGCGGGGCCGGCGACACGCCCGCCGGCGGGCCGGCGCCGCCCGAGGUGUCCGUGCGUUUCCGCUGGCGGCGGGAGGACCUACGCGCCAAGCGCAAGGACGACGACAGGACCUGCAGGGUGAUGCAGGCGUUCGAGGAGUUCUUCAGGCUGCACCUCGCCGCGGGGUCGGGCAACCUGCGCGCGUCGCGGCUGCUUCCGCCCCUCCUGCUGCUACUGGAGGCCCCGAGCCUGUGGAUGCUGGAGGAGGUGGCGGUGCUGCUCCAGCGGGCCACUGCCGCCGCGGCGGGCAGCGGCGGCUGGGAGCUGCCAGUGGAGGGCUGCGCGCUGGCGCGCGGCGGGGCGGCGCCCCCCGGCGGCUGGCAGCUGGCGCUGCCGCUGGUGCGGCGCGGGGGCGG
Messenger RNA from Prorocentrum cordatum, 2066 nucleotides. The record is from the annotation of a GenBank genome assembly. Lineage: Eukaryota; Dinophyceae; Prorocentrales; Prorocentraceae.